UAAGGUGGGGGGGUACGGUUAAGAUGGAGGGCGGGCGCUUGCAGAGCUAAAUAAAGGCUCGGAAAUGAGGCAGUUACUGUACCAGAGGCUCUGGGGAUCCGUCAGCUGCAGUUUGAGGCAGAUUCAUCGCAAUUCAGCCGCCGCCAUGUCCAUCAAGGUCGGUGAUAAAUUGCCCCCAAUCGACGUCCAUGAGGGGGACCCUCACUGCGUUGUCAACAUUGCCGAGCUCUUCAAGGGCAAGAAGGGGAUCCUGUUCGGCGUUCCCGGAGCCUACACGCCAGGAUGCAGUAAGUCUCACUUGCCCAGCUAUGUUGAGAAGUAUGAUGAGCUCAAGAAGAAGGGAAUGGAUAUCAUCGCUUGCAUUUCGGUCAACGAUGCUUUCGUCAUGAGUGCCUGGGGGAAGGAUCAGAAAGCUGAUGGAAAGGUGCGAAUGUUGGCAGAUCCCACUGGAGCCUUCACACGAGCUGUGGGUCUCGAGUUGGAAAAGGAGCAGUUAAUCGCGGCUUUGGGGAACAAGAGGUGCAAGAGAUUUGUAAUGGUGCUCGACAAUGAUAUUGUGAAGGAGCUGAAGGUGGAACAGGAUGGAACUGGCCUCUCCUGCAGUCUGGCCUCCCAUGCCAUGCAGCUCAUCUGAAAGCUCCAGGGAGCUGGUUUCAGGCUGUGCAGACCCUGGUGACUGACUGCUGAGGCAUUGGGAGUGUAACAUUGUGUGAAUGUAACCCUUUAAUAAAAGUAUUACAACUUGA
Messenger RNA from Carcharodon carcharias (great white shark), 746 nucleotides. It is a transcript of the gene prdx5, whose product is annotated as peroxiredoxin 5. Gene Ontology annotation, biological process: cell redox homeostasis; cellular response to oxidative stress; hydrogen peroxide catabolic process. The transcript has 6 exons. Gene Ontology annotation, molecular function: thioredoxin peroxidase activity. The record is from RefSeq and is a predicted model, not a curated record. Gene Ontology annotation, cellular component: cytoplasm; peroxisome; mitochondrion. The coding region runs from base 65 to 634 and encodes 189 amino acids. Lineage: Eukaryota; Metazoa; Chordata; Chondrichthyes; Lamniformes; Lamnidae.